UUACUACUAUUCUUCCUUCCUCGCCCAUAAAAGAAUUGUACAUUGCAUUGAGAGUACAAUAAUGCUGCUUUGAAUUUAGCCUACCACCGACGGUCCAAAACCCACCAAUCAAACCUAAUUAAUUAAAUCAAGAUUUUUCAUAAUCUGCAAAAAGGUUGGGGAAAUUUUGAUAAAGUAUUAAAUAAUGGAGAGUGAAAUUCUCCCCUAAAGUCUAAUCAUUAAAAGCUCGUUAUUCAUCUAUUUCUUUUUCACUCUUUAAGAUAAAGUCCCCACCUUCUUAACAUACAUACUAUUUUUGUUUUAACAUUAACCCAGAACAUAAACCCACAUGCUAAUUACUCUCCCUUCCCUUGCAAAAAUAUAUAAUAGAGAGAUAGAAAGAUAAAAGAGCUAGAGAGAGAGAAGAAGAAGUAGAAGAAGCAGAAGCAAUCAAGAAAGUGAGAAAUUGAGCCAAAGAUCGAAACUUUUUCUGUCUGUGUGUGUUGAGAGAGAGUGUGUGUGUGUGUGUGUGUUUUAGAGAGAGAGAGAGAUGGGAUUGAUUAACCAGAGCAAGAGCAAUGGCGAAGGGUGGGGAAUGGGAUUCCUCCUAGUUUUCUUCCCUGAAGAAGAUCAAAAUCAAGAAUCCAACAACAGCAACAAGAAAUCCAACAAUCUCAAUCAAUUUUCACCAUCUUCAUCAUUCAAGCGCUCAAAUUCAUCACACCUAAUCUUCAAAGCCCAAUCCACAAUCUCAAUCUGCUUGCUCCUCCUCUUCACCACUCUCUUCCUCUUCACCAUCUCCACGCUCCCCUCCACCACCACCACCGCCGCCCGCCGCCUCUACCGCGUUCCCCGCCGCCACCUCAGCUUCGAACCGCCCCGAUUCUCCUCCAAUCUCUCGCAUGCAUUGCAAGGAAUGGGCACUCUGUACAGACGCGGCACAAGAGCAAUGAGCGAACUCGUCGUCGCUCAUGCAGUCGAGUCGUUGACUCAGCACGAGUUGCGAACCUUCCUCCGCCUCUUCCACCGCUCUCCGCUCGCAGCAAAAUCGGAUCUUCUCCUCAUAUUCCCAUCUAAAACCGCCGCCUUCGACGCCGCCAUUCUCGAAGAGAACGACUCGUUCGUGAAGCUCCUGUCUCGGUACAAAUCCAGCAAUAUUUCUCACUCAUCAGCGAGUUUCGACGUGACCCAGUUCACGAAACUCAGCAAGAGAGAGAAAGAAAGCGGCGAGCCAAUCUGGGGGAGAAGAAUUCGGAGCAAUUCCACCGGAGGCGGCGUGGAUGAGUUGACUCGGCUGAGUUACGGCUCGGUGGCGGGUUUCGACGUGGAGGAGCUCGACCCAGAAAACUCACUAUCCGGGUUUAUGGAUCAUGUCCCAAUGGGUUUACGAAGAUGGGCUUGCUACCCGAUGCUGUUAGGUCGGGUCAGGAGGAAUUUCAAGCACGUGAUGUUAGUGGACGUGAAGGAAUUUUUGGUACUCGGUGACCCACUCGGGCGAGUCAGGACUCAGAGCCCCGAGUCGGUCCUUGUAAACGCCGUCGCACAGGGCAAACACGUGAAGAGAAACUCGGAUAAAACCCACCCGAGCCGGGCGAAACCGGUCCACUCGGGGGUUUUAAUGGGCGGGUCGAGAGGGAUCCGGAGAGUGUGCAGCAAAAUGCUGACGGAUAUCGUUAGAGCGUCCAUGCAGAUGCAGCAGCAACACAAGAAGAGGAACUCGGUGGGUGAGUUGGCUCUUUUCAACCAACUCGUUGGAAACGACUACGUUUUGAAGGACGUCAACUUGAUCGUGUCGACCGAGUCGGUGCCCGAGGUGAGUUCACUCGCCGGGUCGGGCUCUAAACCGGGUUCGCAUAAUUUGUUGAGGAGUAAUCAUGAUCAUGGCUUGAUUAGGCGUGGAAAUAGCAAUUUGGAUGUUAAUUCCGUGUUAAUAAAGCAAUUGUGCUCGUUUGCUAUAGAUUCUACAGUUUAUAGUGAUUGUCAGUAGCGGACUUGUUAUUUUUAAAUUCCUUGAUAGAAUUUGUUGAUAAUACAGUGAUUAUAAAAAAAAAAACAUAUUUGUUUUUGGGUUA
This is a messenger RNA of Salvia miltiorrhiza (redroot sage), 2051 nucleotides long. RefSeq lists its product as uncharacterized. The coding region runs from base 530 to 1966 and encodes 478 amino acids. The record is from RefSeq and is a predicted model, not a curated record. NCBI's taxonomy places the organism in Eukaryota, Viridiplantae, Streptophyta, Magnoliopsida, Lamiales, Lamiaceae. The transcript has a single exon.